Liolophura sinensis is the source of this 1299-nucleotide messenger RNA. RefSeq lists its product as uncharacterized. The transcript is spliced from 4 exons. Bases 69 to 1133 code for a protein of 354 amino acids. The record is from RefSeq and is a predicted model, not a curated record. Lineage: Eukaryota; Metazoa; Mollusca; Polyplacophora; Chitonida; Chitonidae.
UCUUCUACAGACACUGUCUCCCGAGUCUGCGUGCCAAAGACGACAAUAGUGUCUUUAAGAACACACAUAUGAUGUUUUUCAGUCAGAGGGUUCAUCGUUCUACAACAUGUGAAGAAAUUGUCCCGCCUUCACACGGAGCGAAGGAAAUACUGACCCAAGUCAAGAACAAACAAUUCAUAGACCUUUUCCUGAAGGAACAGCGCAAGGUUGUGGUUAACCAAGGUAAAACUUUUCCCUCCUCACCGACAACAAGACAACUUUCCUCACUGGCUACCUCAUUAAAACCAACACAAGUGAAAACCAGUGACAGAGAAUUUACGCCAUCUGUGCUAGACGAUUCUUAUUCCAGUGACGGAAUAAGUUCAAAUUUGGGUCAGUCUGGAUCCACGUUUGUCGUAGAUGAUGGAGAAUCUGUGGUAGGUGACAAUGAACUUCAUCCCCUUGAUUUCGAAGUGGUUUCGACCUGUUCAUCAGCAGUAUCGCGUCACGCGUCACCUGGGAUACCAGUCAGUGAUUGGCCGAGCAACUGGGAAGAGGAGUGGUUAAGCAAGGAUCCUGAUGACGACAUCGUCCCCGAAAGUGACGACACAGUGGUGCAUGUGGGGCACAACAACUUGGGAUUUGUGAUGAAUAAUGAAAGGCAACAGAACAGUUCAGUCAUGAAGCGCAAUAUUUCUCUAAAAGAAACUGAACGGGUGAGAAAUCCUAAAACUAAUCGAGGAAAUUUUGUUAAAAGCUACUCAUGGAGACCCUCUAAAUAUCUUGCCAGUCUUUCAGAAGAUCACCGGAGAACUCGUCAUUCCGGGAAGCCACAGACUGCCUCUGUGGGAAAUGUAUAUAAAAAACCAUGGGACAUGAAAGAUAACCGGAACAAAUCCCGUAUCAGGCGCAAUACCUUAGAAUAUCUGUGUAGGGCGUUCUCUGUUGAUCUCAUUGAUUCAUUCACAUUAGAUUCUCUAUCGAAAAGUGAUCUGUUGGUACUCUGGAAAGCAUCUGAAAUUAAUCUUCGAAGACAGCUUAGUGAAAUGGCUCUGCAGAAAGAGUCACUUUUGAUGCUAGUAGACAAAGAGACUAAAGGAACAGAAGCUUCAGGAACUCCUAAUAUUCAUUCAUCAUCGGAAGAUACAGGGUAAACAUGGACGGAUCCGCGCGUCAGUGGUUACUUUGAAGUCCUCACUGGUUCACACUCUAAAUAUGUUUAACCGAUCUAUUGUUUUGCCAUGUAGCAUCUUGUAGUCGUUACUAAUUCCUUUAAUUUCACUUUGUUCUGCCAUCGAUGUCUUUCCUCCUUUAAUCCAA